Molecule: messenger RNA, 1549 nt
Organism: Klebsormidium nitens
Lineage: Eukaryota; Viridiplantae; Streptophyta; Klebsormidiophyceae; Klebsormidiales; Klebsormidiaceae
Source: the annotation of a GenBank genome assembly
GGCGCUUAACUAAGCUGAGGGUGUCAGUUACUGCAACCAAAAUCCACAAUGCAGGUGGUCGCACAGGACUCUGCUCUGAUGGGGAGCGGCGGCAUUGCCUUUCGAAAAGGCGUGUCCGCUUUUUCAUUGCAGGCUUCUCAGGAGGUCAGAUGCCCCAUAUUAACACCCGCAUCAUGCUCCCUCCAUUCCCAAAAAUACAUGACGUCAGCAUGGCUUGGAAACCCUCAAGGGCAUAGGAACAACUCGGUAUUUGACCUCAACCCUUCAUCGGUCUGCGACUUGAACCAAAGUUGGCCAGCUCUGCUUAGGCGGUCCAAAUGCAGACGGCGGCCUGGACCAAUCAAAGCAUCUGCUUAUCCGAACUCCGACCCUGACUCUUCUCCCAACGGUGCCUCAUCUCCAUUCAGCUCUGCCUCCAAUCCAAACCCAAACUCUGAAUCCAGCCUACGAGAAGCAGUGCUCCAAUUGAAAACCGAGCAGCAAAACCUGCGGUUAGUUUCAGAACAGCCGUCCACAAGACCAGCUUGGGAGGUCGGGGUGAGGUCAGCGAAGAGUGGGCCAUCAAAUGGGAUCACGCUCAUACGGAGGACAGUGCGGGGGGGGCAGACGGAGGAUCAUCCAGGGACGGUGGUGGUCUUUGGCGACGUCAACCGGCAGAGCGUCAUCUCAGCCGGCGGUGACAUCAUUGUUUGGGGACGCCUGCGGGGAGAGGCCCAUGCUGGCAAGUUUGGGGAUCGGAAAAGCGUCAUCUGCGCACUUGAUAUGGCCCCCACAAAACUGAACAUAGCCGACAAAGUUGCGUACGGACCAGAGGGGAAGGGGUCGCACUAUCCGGAGGUUGCGAGCAUUGAUGCGGGGGGAAACAUACAGAUCGAGCCAUCCCUCUUCUACCAGAAUCCUGCCGGCCAAAGUGGCGCCAACCGCUCUAAAGACGGCCACACACCUCUGACCAAGCCCGCUUGGGCCGCACUGUUUACUGGGGCGUACAUCUCGGUCGUCGGUUUGGCCGUGUUACUAUGGCCUGUCAAGCUCUUCGGGCUUCUGUUCAACGUGAAGUCAAUUAGCCCGGGGUGGAUUCGAGUCGGGGGCGUGCUGGCCAUGGUAUUCGGUGCCUACUAUUUGGGGACCCCCCUGCUGGCCCAACAAGGCCUAGGCGCAGAGGCGUUCUACUGGUCCACCGUCGUUGGCCGCGUGUUUCUCUUCACCGCUUUCUGCUUACUGGUCGCCCUUCGGCUUGCGCAACCGGGGCUGCUUGUGCUCGGAGCGGUCAACCUGGCGGGGGCCUUUGCAAUGUAUCAGGCGCUCAACUUUGAAGAUAAGAGCGAACGGGACUCGUGAUCUGGAGCCACAAAAUCUUGAACGGCCAAGGUCCAAAGCCCCGCAGUGUAUUCGACCUUACUAACACGUACAGUCUGGAAUUUGUAAGCUCUCCCCUCAAUGUCAGCAUCCACUGGAUGCCCUUGUAUCAACGACAAAGCCUUUCUGUCGGGAGAAGCAUGGCAACAGUGACUUCGCAAGCUUGAACGGGUGCGUGGAGACGCGCUUAUAC